AUGAAAGCUUCAAUCAUGAGCAUUACGCCACCUCGUAUCUACACGAUGAUGAAUAACCUGAACAACAUUCAAGAUAACUAUCCAAUGACACCCAGCGAUAGUGGAGAAAUUCCAUUAAAUAAUGCUAAAUCAUCAAGAAAAAGUCGAUGGCGUCUUUCAGAGGUUCCACCAGAAAUAAUGCAAUUGAUAACACCUCCAAAUUCAGAAACUUCCGGGUCACCCGUAGGCUUUUCGCUAAGCUCUCCGUGUACCCCAUAUUCCACGUCCACCCAAAUGUCAGAGAAUCUUUGCGCAACUCCUCCAGCUGAAAUUUCAAAGUCAUGUACACGUAAAAGACCUCGCAAGAAUCCAUAUCCUGUUCGCAGUCCAGAUAAAGAUACGGAUGAUGAUUCGAUGUGUUUUAGGAUCAAUGUAUAUGAAAUAUAUAAAAAGAAUCCGAAGGCCCUCCUCGACAAGCCAUCGUAUAAACGCAAAACUGGCUAUAGGAGAAUCAAGUCGAUCAUAGACUCUAAAAUUGACAAGACACAACCACCACCGCCCCCGAUGCCAUUUGACGAAUUGAUGGGCAAUCUCGAAGACCUUGACCUCAGCUACAAUUUCCUUGACACAAUUGACCGACCGAAAAUCACUUGGAGGGGUGUCGAAUCAAAUAUCGAGUCGCAGGUCCAUUCCGAAGUCUUACACAGAGUUGAGGCCAAAGCCUGCAGCAUUCUGCGACUAACACCCGAACAAUAUCUCAAUUCCAAAUUGAUCAUUCUUACUGCUGCUAAGGAGUAUCGAGAAAGACUGAUGCCAUUUAGAAAGGUGGAUGCACAGAGAAUUGUUAGGAUAGACGUGAAUAAAGCGUGCAAACUUUGGGAGUUUUUCUCGCAAGCUGGAUGGAUUUAA
This is a messenger RNA of Acaulospora morrowiae, 888 nucleotides long. The record is from the annotation of a GenBank genome assembly. NCBI's taxonomy places the organism in Eukaryota, Fungi, Glomeromycota, Glomeromycetes, Diversisporales, Acaulosporaceae.